Molecule: messenger RNA, 1687 nt
Organism: Suillus discolor
Lineage: Eukaryota; Fungi; Basidiomycota; Agaricomycetes; Boletales; Suillaceae
Product: glycoside hydrolase family 18 protein
Exons: 15
Coding region: 343-1653 (436 amino acids)
Biological process (GO): carbohydrate metabolic process
Cellular component (GO): extracellular region
Molecular function (GO): chitinase activity; carbohydrate binding
Source: RefSeq, a predicted model, not a curated record
ACACUCACAUCUCUCCAGUCGUUCUUGGUCGUACCACAUGGAUGGUUAAACAGAACUCCUUUUUCAUCCAAUCGACAUGCGACUCAACUCCUGUGUGAGCAAGCCUCAGCUGCCCCGAAUGGUUCAGCUGAGUUGUUCAUCGCCGAUAUCGCAGGCACAAUCGUUGCAGUCCAACUACCAUGAAGCAUAACCCUUUCCGUAUCAGGUUCGUUGAGACUUUUAUCUGCCAUCGCAUCUGCAUUCCGUGCUGCAUAAAGAGAAAGUGGUCUUGUGCAAUAAUAUGUUGUCUGUCAUCGUUCCCCAUCCUACUAUCCCUAUUCUACUGCAACGAAGAUAAUCGCGAUGUUCUCCAAAUCCACCCUGACAUAUAUGCCGUUUCUCUGGUUCGUUACCCGCACUGUUGCGGCGUUUGACAUGUCAUCAAAUCAGAAUCUGGCUGUGUAUUGGGGUCAGAACUCAUAUGGAGCUGUCAAUCCGGACAAUACCGCACAAUGGCAGCAGCCCAUCUCUUAUUAUUGCAAUGACGCCAUAAUCGACACCUUCCCGAUAGCCUUUCUAGACGAGUUCUACUCGACAGACAAUCUCCCAUCCAUCGACCUUGCAAAUACUUGCAACACAGGCGAUAAUUCUCUUUUUCCAGGGACAAACCUCCUCAAUUGCUCAUUCCUCGCAUCAGGCAUCGAGACUUGUCAAGCUGCAGGAAAAAUCGUGACGAUCUCAUUGGGAGGAGCAACAGGCUCUAAUGGCUUUGCAAAUGACACCGAAGCAGCGGCAUAUGCACAGACAAUCUGGGAUCUUUUCCUGGGAGGUUCGAGCAGCAUGCGUCCUUUCGGGUCCGCCAUUUUGGACGGCAUUGAUAUGGACAUCGAAGGUGGCUCUCAGACUGGAUUUGUAUCUUUCUUGUCUGCCCUUCGUACCCUGAUGGAUGGUGGCAGUAAGCCGUACUACAUCACUGCGGCGCCUCAAUGUCCUUACCCCGAUGCCUACAUUGGAACUACUCUGAACGAGUUUGGAUUUGAUGCUGUAUAUGUCCAGUUUUAUAACAACUACUGCGGAUUGACGAAUUAUAAUAACCCGAAUGCUUGGGACUUUGCAACAUGGGACAAUUGGGCUCAUACGGUAUCCCCUAAUCCAGAUGUCAAAGUUUAUAUUGGUGCCCCAGCAUCAUCGAGCGCAGCUGGAUCCGGAUAUGUCAGUCCAUCGACGUUUACCCCAAUCAUCCAGGAAACAAUGGCCGAAUAUUCAUCUUUCGGAGGCGUUAUGCUAUGGGACGCGUCUCAGGCGUACGCAAAUGACAGAUACGACAUUUCUGUCAAGGAUGCACUGUUAGGCGGUACCUCUUCCCCUCCGCCGACUACGACUACGACUACGGCCACGGCCACGCCGACGAUUACGUCCACAAUCACGACCACGACCACGACUUCGCCGAUUACUACCACAACGAGCACCAGCACAACAUCAAGUCCUGCUCCCACAACAACAUCUGGCACUGUUUCCUGCGCUGGCGUGGCAGCAUGGCAAACUGGUGUUGCUUAUGUUGGAGGCGACGAAGUCACAUAUGGCGGGGACCUCUGGACUGCGAAUUGGUGGUCGGAGAGUGAUGUUCCAGGUGGCGCUUCCGGUGACUGGGCAAACAGUGGCGUAUGCACAUGACGAUUCUACCUCUGUGCGCUUUUGUUAGAUGUAG